Phasianus colchicus (ring-necked pheasant) is the source of this 1004-nucleotide messenger RNA. RefSeq names its product proteasome 20S subunit beta 7 (gene PSMB7). Gene Ontology annotation, cellular component: proteasome core complex; cytoplasm. The record is from RefSeq and is a predicted model, not a curated record. Lineage: Eukaryota; Metazoa; Chordata; Aves; Galliformes; Phasianidae. Gene Ontology annotation, molecular function: threonine-type endopeptidase activity.
CGCGGCCGCCCCGGAAGCGCUCGGUGCGCCGUGACGGAGCAGCGCGGAGAUGGCGGCGGUGUCGGCGCUUCGGGCCCCGAGCGGCGGAUUCAGCUUCGACAACUGCGCUCGGAACUCGCUCCUGGAGGCCGAACUCGGGCAGAAGGGGCAGCGGCUGCCCGCGGCCCGCAAGACGGGCACCACCAUCGCGGGAGUCGUCUUCAAGGAUGGCGUGGUGCUGGGAGCCGACACGAGGGCGACCGAAGGGAUGGUCGUCGCUGACAAGAACUGCUCGAAAAUACACUACAUCUCUUCCAACAUCUACUGUUGUGGUGCGGGCACAGCUGCAGACACUGAGAUGACGACUCAGCUGAUUGCUUCCAAUCUGGAGCUCCAUGCGCUGUCUACAGGACGACUUCCACGUGUGGUCACAGCUAAUCAAAUGCUAAAGCAAAUGCUUUUCAGGUAUCAAGGCUAUAUUGGUGCUGCCUUGGUUUUAGGAGGUGUAGAUGUCACUGGACCUCACCUUUACAGCAUAUAUCCCCAUGGAUCAACUGACAAAUUGCCUUACGUUACCAUGGGUUCUGGCUCACUGGCAGCUAUGGCUGUUUUUGAAGAUAAGUACAAACCAGACAUGGAGGAAGAAGAAGCCAAACAGCUUGUGAGGGAUGCCAUUGCAGCUGGCAUAUACAAUGAUCUGGGCUCUGGCAGUAACAUAGAUAUCUGUGUUAUAAGCAAGAACAAGUUGGAUUUUAUCCGUCCGUACGACGUGGCCAACAGAAAAGGUGAAAGGUAUGGCAGAUACAAGUGUGAGAGAGGAACUACUGCUGUUCUCACAGAGAACGUAGCACACCUGGAAAUUGAGGUGGUGGAUGAAACUGUACAAACCAUGGAUACUUCCUGAGCAGCUGCUGCCUCACCGAGGACACACAUGAGGUGUGUUUCAUUUUUGGAAGCCUUCCUGCUUGGAGAGAAAUAUGCAACUCAUACAGAAUAAAUAAAGAGGGGUCUGACCAUUCUCUUAA